AUGAAACCCAGUCGACCUCGCGUUUUAAAUUCUUCAAGAAAUUAUAUCACGAUAGGUUGGGAUUCCUGUGAUUCACUCAUAUUAAAACCUAUUCAAGGUAUAAAUGAAGAAAGCGAAUUGAUAAGUGAUAACCGUAGAUGGUAUUUGCUGGAAAGAAAAGAUAAAAUUCUCGGAUGGAUGAACGAAUACGCGGGAUUCAAAACUCAGGUGAACGUGGGACCGUUACCCCCUGGAGAAUAUUACGAAUUUCGUUUAAAAGUCAAAACAACAUCAGAUGAAAGCGAAUGGAACGAUGUCGUGUCGGUUGCACAAUUUCACAGGGUCGUGGAAAACGGUCCGGUUAUCAAUUUGAGAAAAAUACUCGGUCAGAGAGUAUCGGUAGUAGACGUACCCAAUAAAUACGGAUUUUCAUCGCUUAGAUUGGCCACGAAUAAAAACAAUACAAAUUUUAUGGGGAUUUUAAUUAAUCACGGAGCGGAUGUUGGCAAUACUGAAAAAGGAUCUGAAAGAACUCCUUUGAUGGCUGCUUGCGGUUUGGGACAUAUCGAAGCCGUACAACUUCUCGUCGAGAAAGGUUCGUCGUGGAACGUUAGAGAUAGAAACGGAUUAACAGCGUUAAAUUAUGCCGUGGACAAUUCACAUUUGGAUAUAGUUAAAUACGGUAUUGAUAACGGAGCUGAUAAAACAACAAAAGAUAAUUCCGGAUGGAAUAUUUUAAUGAGAGGAAUCGUGCUUAACUCAUCGAAAGACGUCAUCGAAUUUCUUUUAAAUUCGGGAUUCGAUCCGAACGAAUCUGACGAAAAGGGACAAACAAUACUCAUGCAAGCAGUACUUUCUGGUAGACCGGAAAUAGUACAAAUACUCGUCGAUAGAAAAGUCAAUUUAAACGUUAAAAACGCGCAGGGAAAUUCCGCGUAUAAAAUGGCGAAAAAUUCAUCGAAUCCGAUGAAAAUGACGAAAUGA
Pediculus humanus corporis (human body louse) is the source of this 963-nucleotide messenger RNA. RefSeq names its product fibronectin type 3 and ankyrin repeat domain, putative. The record is from RefSeq and is a predicted model, not a curated record. Gene Ontology annotation, molecular function: protein binding. Lineage: Eukaryota; Metazoa; Arthropoda; Insecta; Psocodea; Pediculidae. The transcript has 6 exons. The coding region runs from base 1 to 963 and encodes 320 amino acids.